CAGAGUGAUGAAUGGGUGUGUUGAUCUUGUGACUGUCUCAUGAACAAUAAAUAUAACGUUUGUUUUGAAGAACGCUUCAUUUAUUUCAAGAUGACUGAGAUCGUUAGCGGAGUUUUGAAGCUGACGUUUCGAUUUUUAGCGAACAAGGCUCGCAGUAAAAUCUCAGAACGUUUAAACGAUGGCGACGUCACGAACGAAGAAUGUCGACGCUUAAUCGUGGGAGAAAUCGAUGAUAUUAAGAGGAAAGUGGAUGGAUUGGCGAGAAAGGAUUUACUGAGCAGUCUUAGUUUUCUUCAAGAAGGGAUCAAUGGUCUUUAUCAGUUGCUACAAAAAUUUAAGGAAUCCGAGAAUGGAUCAGAAUCAACCGAACAAGCAACCUCAGCUGGAGCUACGUCUUCUCAGGAAACUGUUUCUGUUUCUCAAAUCAACGAAGUUGUGUCUUUAGUAAACGCCUUCAAUUCAUUGAAAAUACAUUCCAAAGAACGCUUUAAGUCUGCCAAGAAAUCGUUUCAACUCGCUCGUGAAAAAGCCACCGAAGCAUUCAGCAACGAAGCUUUGUCCAUCGAAGACCGAAUUCAAGCGACGCAGGUUCGAAUGAUGGCCAGAAUUUUUGAAAAUUCAGAAGAUCCUGACGCGGGGGUAAGCGAUUGCCUGCACUACCUGGAGGAGCUUCAUGGUAUCAAAGCUAUUCAAGAAAUGUUCUCUGUUGCGAUUGACGGCGGAAUUAAAUCUCGGUUUAAUAAAACAAAGCGACUAAACAAUGCUUCGUCUGUUGACGAAAUGAAUCUGCGUUUGUUUGAUUUUGCCAGAGAGUUCACGAACUUGCGAACAGUGUUUUUUAAUUGGCCCAUGAUUUUGUCUGGGAAGAAAACUCUGCAUCCAUUAGUGAGAAGUGCUAGCCUUCUUAUAAAAUACGAAAAGUCUAGCGUAAAUGUUACGUUGCUGGAUCAAGAUUUCCUAUUUCCCGAUUUUGUUGAUGAAACAUGCUGUGUUGUAAAUAGCAAAAGGGAAAUCCUUGCGAGAGUGGAGGAUGAUUCUAUUCAAAUUUUGAAUCCCUCAGGAGAAUCCCGUACAAUAUUUGAUCCUUCCAAACAAGAGGAUUUGCCAUAUUCCGAGGUUGUUGCGAUGGAUAUCGAUGCCGAAGAUAACCUUUACGUCAUCACGGCAUUUCGAGAAAGCGAUGAUCAACCAUGGAAUUUCGAGUUGUUAAUAUUUGAUGAGCAUGGAGACAAAAAACUUGAGUCUCUGUUGCCUUUUCAACACGGCUCGGCACAUGAUGUGCGCGUUGCAGUAAACAAUGACAAAAAGAUCGCCGUUGUAGAACCAGGGAAACAAAUUCUGCACGUCGGAACUUCAUGUAAAACGGAUUCGUUUAUAGUCGAUAAUAGUUUUCAUCUCAAAGAAUUAUUUGACAGAGUGCGUGCGAUACGGUUUCUAGAUAAUAAUGGAACCAAAAUCAUUGUCGCAUAUUGGCAUUGUUUUUAUAUCUACACGGAGAACGGCGAGUUGGAACGCAAAGUUAUGAUGCCCGAGGAAUACGAAGGUCUUGAUUCUGUUGCGAUAAAUUACGUCACAAAACAGAUUCUGGUUAAAACUGGCUGGGAAAAUAUUCAUCUCUGUAGUUUCUCAGACACAGGAGAACUAAAAGACAAUGUAUGUCUCGAGUCCAAGGUGGAAUAUACUGAAUUGGGCAAUGCUAAGAUUAUUUCUAAUCCGCAUGGUGCAGUUGCUUUGGUUAAGCUAUGGCGAGUACUUUUUCUUCAAUUUUCGUGACUUCAGAAUUGUGGCUAUAGACUAGGAACUCUGAACUUAUAACCAAUCUUAGCUAGUUGUAUAGUAUACUUCAUAACUAUCUUCAUAACCAAGUUCAUAUACUUCACAACUAUCUUCAUAACCAAGUUCAUAU
Molecule: messenger RNA, 1906 nt
Organism: Dendronephthya gigantea
Lineage: Eukaryota; Metazoa; Cnidaria; Anthozoa; Malacalcyonacea; Nephtheidae
Exons: 1
Coding region: 40-1773 (577 amino acids)
Source: RefSeq, a predicted model, not a curated record